AAUGUUAAAAAUAUAAUUAGAAAAUAAAAGAAAAAAAAAAAAUAAAAUAUAAAAAUAAAAAUUUUUCCUCUUUUUUAAACUGCACAUGUUAAUUUUAUAUAUUUUUGUUCGUUUAAAUAAAAAUUUUCUUCAAAUAGCAAAAAAAGAAAAAAAAAAAAUAAAAAUUUAUUUUCUAAUCAAUUAAAUCUUUUCAUACCAAUAUACAUAUAACAAAUAAUAUUUAAAAGGAAUUUUAUUUUUACAAUAUUACUAUUGAAAAAUAAAACAUAAUUAGAAAAGAAAAUAAUAAAGAAAAAAAAAGAAAAUUAUGCAGAAAAUGAAUAAAAUUUUCAACAAAAAGGAUAUUAGAUGUAAUGAAAAUAUUAUACAUAUAUAUAUCUAGAUGUUUAAUCCUGAAAAAUUUCAAGUGUUUGUUAUAUAAUAAUAAAAUUUUUGAUAACAGGUUACUACAUAUCACAAAUGGAAUCGAGCACUUAGCAAUUAAAAAUUGAUGUUUAAAAAUCAAAAGCACUCAUUACACCCAGAUCAAAUUUCGACGUUAUCAAAGAAUAGAUUUUAAUAAUCAAAAAAAAAAAAAACUAAAAACAAACAUAAAAAAUUAAAAUAAACAUAAAAAUUAUAAAUAAAUAUGGCUAAUACUGCUCAACUCCUACGCAGGCAAAGUUCUAGGGAUUUACACUUAAGAACUCAAAGAAGUAUCGAUAAUCUAGAAUUAAAAGAACUACGUGGACGUUUAGUUAGAGCUGAAAAUGGUUCUAGAGAUUCAGUACCUUUAUAUGGUGCAACAAAUCAGGGAUUUAUAUCAGAUGAUAAGGAUCCAGAUAAAGACAAUGUUAUAUUUGGAGAUCCAUUGACCCCACCACCGCAACAGCAUCAAUCUCAAACUAUAACAAAACAACCAUCGACAAAUAUACCACUAGAGGAUAUAGUUCAAGAAGAAAAACAAGAAGAUGAACGUGAAAGUUGGGAUAGUAAAAUUAUGUUUUUACUUGCAACCAUUGGUUAUGCAGUUGGACUCGGAAAUGUUUGGAGAUUUCCGUAUUUAGCACAAAAAAAUGGUGGCGGAGCAUUUUUAGUUCCAUAUUUCAUUAUGUUAUGCAUUCAAGGUAUACCAAUUUUUUAUUUGGAAUUAGCCGUUGGUCAACGAUUACGUAAAGGAGCUAUCGGUGUUUGGAAUCAGGUAUCACCAUUUCUUGGUGGAAUUGGUAUAUCAUCGGCAGUAGUUAGUUUCAUAGUUGCAUUGUAUUAUAAUACCAUUAUAGCUUGGUGUCUAAUAUAUUUACUACACAGUUUCGAAUCUCCAUUACCAUGGGCCGAAUGUCCAACUCGUUUAUAUAAAAAUUUUACAUACGAUUACGAACCUGAAUGUGAAGCAUCAUCACCUACACAAUAUUACUGGUACAGAUCAACUUUAAUGUGUUCCGAUAGCGUUAAUGAGCCUGAACAAUUCAAUUACAACAUGGCCUUAGCAUUAAUAGUUUCUUGGUUUCUAGUUUAUAUCUGUAUGGUACAAGGAAUAACAUCAUCAGGAAAAAUUGUAUACAUGACAGCCCUGUUUCCUUAUGUUGUCCUAAUAAUAUUCUUCUUCAGAGGGAUUUCACUUGAUGGUGCGAAAGAUGGAGUCUUGCAUUUAUUUACUCCACGUUGGGAAAUAUUAUUAGAUCCCGUUGUAUGGCUUGAGGCCGGUACACAAAUAUUUUUCUCGUUGGGUUUAGCAUUUGGAGGACUAAUUGCGUUUAGCUCUUAUAAUCCAGCAAACAAUAAUUGCUUCCGUGAUGCAAUUCUAGUUUCAAUGACAAACUGUGGAACAUCAAUGUUUGCUGGGGUCGUGGUGUUCUCUGUGAUUGGCUUUAAAGCUCACAAAACCUACGAUAAAUGCUUGGAAGAUAGGAGACAUCUUACUGAAAAAAAUAUUACUUCAAAUUUACCAGAGUGUGAUUUACAAAAGGAGCUAGCUAACAGCGCUUCUGGUACGGGAUUGGCUUUUAUAAUAUUUACGGAAGCGAUCAAUCAAUUUCCCGGUGCGCAAUUAUGGGCGGUUUUGUUCUUCUUAAUGCUCUUUACAUUGGGAAUUGACUCCCAAUUCGGAACAUUGGAAGGUGUUGUAACAUCCUUAGUCGAUAUGAAACUAUUCCCAAAUUUGUCUAAAGAGCACAUAAUUGGAAUACUCUGUACUACAUGUUGCCUCCUAUCAAUGGGAUUUGCUCAUGGGGCCGGAAGCUAUAUAUUUCAAUUAAUGGACAGUUUUGCAGGAAAUUUUCCUUUGUUAAUAAUAGCAUUAUUCGAAUGUAUUUCAAUAAGUUAUGUAUAUGGUAUUAGAAGAUUUUCAGAUGAUAUAGAAUUAAUGACUGGAUCCCGUCCGUCCUUCUAUUGGAUGUUUUGUUGGAAGUAUUUAUCACCUGUGGCGAUGAUUACAAUUUUAUCAGCUAGUUUUUAUGAUUUAAUGACAAAUGGAAGCAGUUAUCCAGCGUGGAUUGCUGCUAAAGGGAUGACCGAAGAAAGUGAAUGGCCACAUUGGUGUCUAGUAACUGCAGCCUUAUUAAUAUUUUCGUCUAUAUUAUGGAUACCUUUUGUAGCUAUUGCAAGACUGUGUGGUUUUACAAUUGUCGAAGAAACAGAUCCUGCAUGGUUCCCUUCAGCCGAGUUAAAAGAAGUUCACGGUAUUGUACCACAUGAACCUACGGAUCUUGAAAGAACUUUAUUCUGUUUUAAUUCGGAUGGAACAGAAGGAUUUUGCUGUCCCACUUACGGUUUACCAGAAAAAACUUUAGAAGAAGAGGAAUAAAAAGAUUAUAUAAAAACAGGUAAAUGUUAUAAAAAUAUUUUAAUAUUAAUUAAUAUACUGAAUACAAAUUAAGCCCCAACGGAGUCCAUAUAAAUAUGCGCGCAACAAAACAAACAACAAAAGGAAAAAUUUUAAGAGAAAAUCAAUGCUCGAUAAAAAAAAUAAUUGUAGCUAUGUAUAUAACUUUAAAAUUAGUGUAAAAUACUGUUAUAUUUAGAGGGAACCACCGACUCACACGUGACCAGACAAUAACAUUGGUUUUGAAACAAACAUGCCUCUCAAAUUAUAAUUCUUCUGACCAAUUUAAUUAAAAUAAGUUUUAAACAAGAGCCCAUUUUGAUUCUUUUUUGAACUUGUACUUAUUUUGUAGUUAUGAUAAUUUUCUUCUAUUAGAUUAUAUAAUUAUUUCAAAAGACAUAUGAUUUUGAUAGCUCAUAUAUUGAGUACAUGAAAGUACUGUGUAUUUGUAUAAUUACAUAGCCGGUCUAAAAUAUAAAGAAUUUAUGUAUUUACAAUGCAUAUUGAAUUAAUAUCUGUUAUACAAUAUUACAAACCAUUUGCAAUCAACUACAAGAAACACUUCGGGUGAUACAAUUUUUAAGUGCAUUAUUCAUUAAAUAUAAAAUUAUCUCGAAAUAAUCAAUUUUUCAAAUUAUGUAUUUCAAUUACACAAUUCAAAAUAUUUCGCUAACACUUUAUGAAUUCAAAUCGAAUUUUAUGCAGCAACAUUAUAAUAUUAUAUAAAUACACAGUAAUCUCUAUUCUUUUAAAUACCAUAAUUUGUUUGUGAAAUAUUUUUAAAAAAGUUCACGUAAUAUAAAAUUUAAGAAAAAUAAUCAAUAUAUAUUUUAAUAUUAUUCGCUUAGUUGUACAUUAUUAAAAAUGUUAAAGCAUUUUUUAAGAACCUGUGUUAAAAAAUAUAUUAUAUUCUGUGAUUUUAACGAACUAAAUUCCUCCGGCAAUAUCCCUCUAAUAUCGUAAAUAAAUAAAUUAUAAAAUACGAUAUAAUUUUAAUUAAAUAUACGUAUAAAUAAAUAUCUCAUGUGUAAAAAAAUUAGAUGAUUUAAAACGUUAGAAAAAUAUAUUAAAAAUUCAUAAUAAUUCAAUAAUAGAUUCAUACUGCUCCAGUUUAAAUAAAUCUAGUUUUAUCAUAUUUUUGAUUUUCGAAAUUUUAUUUUUAAUGUACGCCAAAAUUGAAAUUUUAUUUAAU
Messenger RNA from Condylostylus longicornis, 3995 nucleotides. Its product is annotated as sodium-dependent neutral amino acid transporter B(0)AT3. The transcript has 13 exons. Lineage: Eukaryota; Metazoa; Arthropoda; Insecta; Diptera; Dolichopodidae. Gene Ontology annotation, cellular component: membrane. The coding region runs from base 629 to 2785 and encodes 718 amino acids. Gene Ontology annotation, biological process: sodium ion transmembrane transport. The record is from RefSeq and is a predicted model, not a curated record.